CUAACAGAAAAUCUCUCUCCUCUCUCUCUCUAUCUCUCUCUCAUUCUCUCUCUCCAUAUUGUCCUCAAUUCCAAUCCCCUCUAAGGACACACAUCCUAAUCCUUCCAUCAUUAUUAAUGGCAUCCUCUUCUCUCUUCGCCUCCUUCUCCACCGCCUCCUCCCACCAGCAGUCUAACGGCCUGUGACUGUGACCGCGACUGCGAGGAGAGUCGCCUCUGCGUCGUCGUCGUCGUCGUCGGUCGGUCGGUCGGUCGGCUUCUGCUCCUCUCCGUCCCACAAUGCCGACGCCGUCGACACAACUCGCCGGCCUCGGGAAGCACUCAGCCGCCGCCGCCGCCGCCGCCGCCGUCGGCGACAAUGACAAGGGUGUCAAACGAUCUUCCGGUAAACUGAAGAAGGCCUUCAAAAAGGCGAUGCUCGGUAACGUCGUCAUCAGGGCCUUCUUCAAGAACAGGUCGCGCCGUCCCAGGAAUCCCCCCGAACUUGUCGCCCAAACAACCUCGUUGCUCAAUGGCCUCAAUUCCUUUGACGAUCACGCCGCCGGUAAACGUUUCCACAAGAUUGCGGAAAUAGACACUCAUAUUAGGGAUAUAAAAUCAAUUCUAUACGGCAGCAGUGAAUCUGAGCCUGCUGCUGAAGCUUGCGCCCAACUGACUCAGGAGUUCUUUAAAGGGAAUACAAUGCGGCUCCUUAUCCUUUGUCUUCCCAAGUUGAAUUUGGAGGCCCGUAAGGAUGCCACCCAAGUUGUUGCGAAUUUGCAAAGGCAGCCUGUUAACUCGCGCUUGAUUGCUUCUGACUACUUGGAAGCCAACAAAGAUCUUGUGGAUCAUUUGGUAUCUGGAUACGAGGAUUCAAGCCUUGCUUUGCACUAUGGAGCAAUGCUGAGGGAGUGCAUCCGGCACCAGGUUGUUGCCAGGCAUAUCUUGAUGUCAGAGCAUGUCAAGAAGUUUUUUGACUACAUGCAACUUCCGGAAUUUGAUGUUGCUGCAGAUGCCGCAACUACUUUUAAGGAGCUUUUGACCCGGCAUAAAUCAACAGUGUCAGAAUUUCUUUCUGAAAACUACAAUUGGUUUUUCACUGAAUUCAACUUUAAACUUUUGGGAUCACCAAAUUAUAUUACCAGAAGACAAGCUGUGAAGCUUUUGGGUGAUAUUUUACUUGAUCGUUCAAAUUCUGGUGUGAUGAUACGCUAUGUCAACUCAUUGGAUAAUUUGAUCAUAUUAAUGAAUCUUUUGAGGGAGACGAGCAAGCCCAUCCAGCUAGACACCUUUCACGUGUUCAAGCUCUUUGUGGCUAAUACAAAUAGACCGCCCGGCAUUUCCAGCGUGCUUGCUAACAACAAAGACAAGCUCCUCCGCCUCUUUGUAGGCUUGAGGACCGACAAAGAGGAUGAAGUAUUCGAGGCGGACAAAGCUCAGAUCUUGAAAGAAAUCGGUGAACUGGAACCACCGCGGCAGUGUGGAGAUGUGUAUAAGCUUCCAAGAACACCAUUGUGCUCCGGAGAACUGCAGCACGAUGUUUGUCCAUUGCCUCUGCCUGAAAUGAAUGAUAUGGUCGCCUAAAAAAUAUAUAUAUAUAUAUAUAUUUUGUAUUUAAAAACACCGUUCCCUGUUUCUGAUAAUUGGAUUUACCCGUUGUCAUAUUCGGAAGGGAAAGGGUGGUAUUCUUUAAUUUCUUUUUAUUUUUUAAUUUUUAAUUUUUUAAUUUUUUUUUUCCUGUUAUGAGGACUCGCCUUGUUCUUUACCCUUGUAAUUCUUCUAUUUGCUAUAAUAAUGUUUAUACGAGAAUUGG
Molecule: messenger RNA, 1791 nt
Organism: Ipomoea triloba (trilobed morning glory)
Lineage: Eukaryota; Viridiplantae; Streptophyta; Magnoliopsida; Solanales; Convolvulaceae
Product: putative MO25-like protein At5g47540
Exons: 11
Coding region: 279-1562 (427 amino acids)
Biological process (GO): intracellular signal transduction
Molecular function (GO): protein serine/threonine kinase activator activity
Source: RefSeq, a predicted model, not a curated record